GGCGCUCACGGCCUGCGUUUCAACUCUGCUCUCUUUUUCCCGUCAAGAAUCAACGGAAACAGUAACAACGGUGAUUUGAGAGAUGGAUUCACUCAUGAGCCAUUUCUCCGCAUACUUACCGGCACCGAUGAGCCGCGGCUGCUCUUCUUCGUUAUCUCAGCGGCGCCCUCUCGCACUCUCGAGUUUCUCCUUGUUUCAAUUCAUCCCAUUUCACCGAGAGAUCGACUGCUCAGCCUCGCCGUUGGUUUCCUUGGAGAAGAAGUUGUUCCUGCUGCCGUCCUGGGUUCCCAAGGCCGCCAUAGAAUCUGCUUAUUCUGGUGAGAUCAAACACUAUCAAUCCAAAACGGCACAUAUCAAGUUCAUUUUGCAGAAAGCAUGCCAAUUUGGUGAGCAAUAUCUUCUAGUUGGAGACGACCCCUUGUUUGGUUCAUGGGAUCCAACAAAUGCAGUUCCUUUGGAUUGGUCUGAUGGCCAUGCCUGGACAGCCGAACUGGAUCUACCUGUUGGAAAGAUUAUCCAGUUCAAAUUUAUACUCAGAAGUUUAUUAGGACAUAUCAUUUGGCAACCUGGCCCUGACCGGAGGUUGGAGGUGUGGGAGACUGGAAAGACCAUCAUUAUUUGGGACAACUGGGAGGAUCCGCAGAAGCUGACAAUAACGGAAGAGGAGAUCACAUUUUCUCCAGAAGUGAUCUCCUCAGAAAGCAACACUGCACCUCAUGAGCAAACUGUGAAUGACUUGAACAAGGUGGAAGAAGGGAUCUCCACAGAAAACAAAACUGGAAUCCAUGACAAAGCUGCAAAUGACUUGAACAAGGAAGAAGAAAGAGUCACCACUGAAAGCAAAACUGGCAGCCAUGUCAAAGCUGCAAAUGACUUGAAUAAGGAAGAAGAAAGGGUCACCACUGAAAGCAAAACUGGCAGCCAUGUUAAAGCUGCAAAUGACUUGAACAAGGAAGAAGAAAGGGUCACCACUGAAAGCAAAACUGGCAUUCAUGUCAAAGCUGCAAAUGACUUGAACCAGGAUAUUCUUGACGAGAAUCUGAGCAUGCAUAGUGAAGAGAAGUCGAAGAGUCUUGAAGGUCCUGUUCUGGUGCCUGGUUUGACAUAUAACAAUGAAUCCGGGUCAGGAAAAGGCGGCGACUACAACCCACUGCAGCAUGGAGAGCUGGAUCUGUCAAGAGGAAGCCUGCUAGAAAAAGAAACCAUGAGUUCAUUAGAAAAACAACAUGGUGAUGGUGGCAAUGAUGAUGAUGAUGAUGAAAUGGCAAAAUCUGAUGAUGUUCUGCCUGAAGAAAAUAAUCCAGAAAAACUGUCCAAACCACCAUCAACAAAUAGCAUUUUAGUUUUCGACUACAUGUGGAUUCAGAAGUUCAUUUCAGGUCUGGGUUUUGGCACCAAACCACCUCGUGAGUGAAAGUUGCUUUGUUCAAAUGUAUAGACUAUAAGCUUGUUUUUUUAGUACAUGAGAUCUCAAGGUUUCAAACCUUUUUGGUAGCAUUUAUGCAACAUAAACAUGUACACUGGUAAUCUCCUGCAUUCUUUGUAUAUUAGCCAAUUUGAUGUUUA
Messenger RNA from Dendrobium catenatum, 1566 nucleotides. RefSeq lists its product as uncharacterized. Gene Ontology annotation, molecular function: starch binding. Lineage: Eukaryota; Viridiplantae; Streptophyta; Magnoliopsida; Asparagales; Orchidaceae. The coding region runs from base 83 to 1414 and encodes 443 amino acids. Gene Ontology annotation, cellular component: membrane. The transcript is spliced from 5 exons. The record is from RefSeq and is a predicted model, not a curated record.